ACCACACUCUGCCUUCUUAGUCAAAAAGCAAAAAAAUGGCUGCCAAUUGGAUCGCCGUUAAAUGCAAUGGAGAAGAAAUAAUAUUUCAAUUAAAGCAAUAAAAAGGUGGGUUUGAUGCAGAAUCGUUUCUUUUUCUUCCCCUUGACGGCGAAGAAGCAGCAGUUCCUUGUCAACCCUUGUUGCUUUCUUUAUUGAUCAUCCAUCAGGAUUAAGAAUACAUGAUGACUGAAGCAGUGGGGAAGAAGAGAAUAAACUUAGUGAGAUUAGUGCAGGAAAGAGAAUUGUCCAAGAAGGCGAAGGAAGAGGAAAGGCAGCCACAAAACAUUAUUGAGCAAGAGCAGCAGCAAGAUACUGUUGUCCCUUAUCUUCCAAAAGAUUGUGUCUCUAAUAUCCUUAUUCGAAUGCCUACCGAGUCUCUCCCAAAGUCAAUGUUGGUAUGCAAGCCAUGGUACAACAUAAUUACUGGCCCCACUUUCAUUAAUUCCCAUUUUAGUAGAUCUGAAUCUGUGUUGGUCUUUCAAAAAACUUCUUUAGAUGAGGAACAUUCAAAUCCUCCAGCCCCCAUUAUUCUGUUUGGGGGACCAACACCCAACAGAACAAAGAAAGUCUGUACCCAGUUUAUUGAAUUUAGAGAGGGAACCAGCAGGAUAGGAAAGUACAAGAUAAGCUGUUCAGGCAAGAUUAGAGCUGCAUGCAAUGGCCUCCUGUUGAUCGAUAACACUUCGAAGAAAGGAGGACUUAUAGUUUUGAAUCCUGUCACCAGAAAGUCAACUUCCCUUCCUGUGGGAACUUUAUCUCUCUCAAAUGCUGAAUCUUAUGGCUUUGCAUACAGUGAUGUUACUGGUGAUUAUAAAGUAGUGCACUUGUUUCGGGAUGAGUUGAGACAUAUAAAUUGUGAGAUAUUAAAUGUUGGGGCAAAAUUCUGGAAAGAAGUGAAUGGACCUGCUUUUGGGCUCUUUGGUUCGCUACGUUGCACAGCACCUGUUUCAUCUAUUGGAGCUUUGCAUUGGAUUCCCCAGAUAAAUCACAGUGAUUAUUUAGUCUCUAUGGAACUGGUCAAUGAGAAGUUUCACACGGUGCCCCUUCCAAAGAGCUGUGGAACUCAUGAUGGUAUUCUGGAAAUGGGCGGAUUCCUUUCUUUUGUUACUCAUGAGCAACCGGACAUAGAUAUUUGGAUUCUGAAGGGCCUACAUGAUGAGGUAUGGACCAAACAUCAUCGUAUCUCUACUUGUUCUGUGCGCAGUAUGGUUCCAAUGCUAAGUUUGAAAAUUGGUGGAGAUAUGAUCUUCAAGAGGAAGAAAGAUGGUUCGUUGCAUGCUUAUGACUUCAAACUCCAAUUGAUGAGAAAGGUAGAAGGAAAGGUAGAAGAGGACAUUCCAUCAACUUCAUUUCCCCAUGUCAACAGCCUUGUCUGGUGGGAAAAACCUAAGGAUGUGUGUGAUUGAUAACCUUCUCCACAAGUCAAGAAAGAACUGGCACUAAUCGUUAAAGGUUAUAUCCCAUUUCCCAUUCUCCUUUCUUGAUAUCCCCUGCAGUGAUUUGUCAAUCUAUCUAGUUAGGUAAGAGUAUGGUAACUAGAGAUCUGCGUGUGUGUAAAGCUUAGUUUUUUAAUCUUAUGGACAUGCCAUAACGCAUUGAGGGAAACUUCCAACGUGGAAGUCUACUUCAAAUCCUUUAAGACAUUGUGGAGACUUUGGAUUUAAGGAGUGAUGUUUCUUGUUAUAUCGCCUUUAUAUGCUAUGUAAAUAAAUAAAUUCCAACAUUCCUG
Rubroshorea leprosula is the source of this 1768-nucleotide messenger RNA. The record is from the annotation of a GenBank genome assembly. Lineage: Eukaryota; Viridiplantae; Streptophyta; Magnoliopsida; Malvales; Dipterocarpaceae.